Trematomus bernacchii (emerald rockcod) is the source of this 1166-nucleotide messenger RNA. Its product is annotated as dexamethasone-induced Ras-related protein 1-like. The record is from RefSeq and is a predicted model, not a curated record. Gene Ontology annotation, molecular function: GTP binding; GTPase activity. The transcript has 2 exons. Lineage: Eukaryota; Metazoa; Chordata; Actinopteri; Perciformes; Nototheniidae. Bases 72 to 863 code for a protein of 263 amino acids.
UCCCAUCACCGAAAGGACUUAUAAACCAUCACUUUCUACACCGUCAACCUCCGGGUGCAUCUGCUGUAAGCAUGAUUAAGAAAAUGUCAACCUCCGAGAAUGAGUUCGACAUCCCGGCCAAGAACUGCCACAGGAUGGUGAUUAUGGGCUCCAAUAAAGUUGGGAAGACAUCCAUCAUCUCUCGGUUUCUGAACGAGAGAGUUGACGACCAGUACACACCAACUAUUGAGGACUUUCAUAGGAAACUCUACAGCAUCAGGGGAGACGUUUACCAGCUGGACAUUUUGGACACAUCUGGAAAUCAUCCCUUCCCUGCAAUGAGGAGGCUAUCAAUUCUUACCGGUGAUGUGUUCAUCUUGGUGUUCAGUCUGGACAACAGAGAAUCCUUCCAGGAGGUGCAGCGUCUGAAGCGACAGAUAUAUGAAACCAAGUCCUGCCUGCGAAACAAAACCAAGGAGAACGUAGACGUCCCGGUGAUGAUCUGCGGCAACAAGUGUGACAAAGACUGUUACCGUGUAGUGCAGGAGGAGGAGAUCGAGCAGCUGGUCGGUGGAGACGAGCACUGCGCUUACUUUGAAAUCUCAGCAAAGAAGAACACCAACGUAGACCAAAUGUUUCAGACUCUCUUUAGCAUUGCCAAACUGCCAACCGAAAUGAGCCCCGGUCGCCACUGCAAAGUUUCCGUGCAGUUCUGCGAAGUUCUUCACAAAAAGUCCCUAAGAAACAAGAAGUGCAAAGAUGGGAACGCAUAUGGGAUUGUGGAGCCGUUUGCGCGGAGACCCAGCGUGCAGAGUGACUUGAUGUACAUAAAGGAGAAAGCCAUAGGUAGCCAGACCAAAGAGAAAGGCUGCAUCAUAUGCUGACACUUUAUUUGUGUGCGCAAAAGACUUUAUUAGACUUUCCAGAGCUGAAGCGGAGCCGUUCAACAGGUCACAUGACAUGAACCCAAAUACUGUAGACUCCAGCGCCCGAGUCGAGAGACGUGAUCCAAACUGUGAUGAGACACACGGGGAAGGUGCCUCCUGUCCCCUAUGUAGUGAUGCAGUAGAUGCUAGGAAAAUGUUGUAAAAUCUGCUCACAUUAGCUUGCCAAAAAGGCACUUGAGAAAAAAACCGUUUACAUUUUGCUAUAUUCAUUUUUUUUUUUUUACUUGGGAUAUACUUGAA